Exophiala dermatitidis NIH/UT8656 is the source of this 5334-nucleotide messenger RNA. RefSeq names its product GATA transcription factor LreA. The transcript has 5 exons. Gene Ontology annotation, biological process: regulation of DNA-templated transcription. Gene Ontology annotation, cellular component: nucleus. Gene Ontology annotation, molecular function: protein binding; zinc ion binding; sequence-specific DNA binding. Lineage: Eukaryota; Fungi; Ascomycota; Eurotiomycetes; Chaetothyriales; Herpotrichiellaceae. The coding region runs from base 697 to 3834 and encodes 1045 amino acids. The record is from RefSeq and is a predicted model, not a curated record.
AAACACUCUCCCUGGAGACAGCUUCAUUCUAGCGUGCACCCUCGGCCAGAGGCUACUCCUCGCUAAACUGGAUCUCAACUUGAGGUCGUAGAGGUUGCUAACUUGCACUGGAUCUCGGGCGUAGAACGACUCGAGAAAAGCCAUCCAGCAGCCCGUGACCGCCUAUCUCGUGCUAGCACCGCGUAGUACGUACAGUACUGCCAUUUACACCCUGCAAUUGUGGUGUAGGUGCCUUUCCUGACCAAUCUUCACCACCUUCGGCAUUCCCCAAUCCAGACCUCGCCUGCGCUACACCUACCGACUUCUUCACCAUCACCACUACCGCCUUCGACCCUCUGUAUCACGUUCCAACGGCUCUGCUUAUCGCCAUCAUCCCAUCGCCACGCUCUUACGAUCUGCUGCCUCGAACAACGUGUGCUCUCCUAAACUUCUCGAUUUCAUGUUCGUGUAUUCUACCGGUCUUCGAUUUUUUCGGGCGACGUGCAGUAUCCUUGCGACAGCAAUGCCACGCCCGGGGCACCGCACUCUCCCACUACAUACACGGACGAACCCAUGCUAAGUGCAAUUGUCGAUUCCACAGAACACCUUUCUUCCUCCCGACUUCUGUCGGCGGUUGCUCUGCGCAAUUGUCGGAGCGGCGGUGAAACUGAGUCCAGACAAUCAGGCGGACGGACACACGGAUAAUAUUGAGCGAUCAUGGAUGGCUCGCAAGGUUUUUAUGGGCAGCCGUAUACCGCGGUCAAUCCGCCACAGACCAUGGACGGCUAUGCGCAGGAUGACCCGAUGAAUGCCAUGGUUUCCGGCAAUAUGGCUCCCACAGGACUGGGUCAGCCACAGAAUCUCCACCAGAUCGUCAAUCAGAACAGCGAGGAACUGAUGCGCAGACGACACACCUUUCAACAUCAAUAUCCUCAGCUUGCUCCGGAUCGGAACCGAAGAGCCUCUAUGCUCGAGUUCACCUCGUCGAUCGACAGUGACUUCGCCGAUUUUCAGUUUGAUCCCCAACAAACUGACCCGUCGCUGGCCAUGCCGAAUGCGAACCCCGACAUGCUGCCGAUGCAGAAGCCCCUCGAUCCUCGAAGAAUUCGCUCUCGCGAGCACUUGUCCCUUACCGCGCGCUUUUCUCAGAUGCAGUCCGACUUUGAUGCUCCCUAUAACCCCGUUAUCAUGGCCAGCACUUCAAUUGGUGUUGAACCCUCGGCCGCUUACAUGCCUACGGGAAUGGAUAUGACCAUGGACAUGUCCAUGGAUUUUGAUGCUCUGGGUGGCGCCGUGACUAGCAUGAACAUGCACGCUGGCCCGAUCCAGGAGCCUGUGUUCAAUGCUUCUCCGAUAGACCAGGCCUUCUCGAUACCGUAUCCACGAACCGGUCAUGAUCCAGGUGGUGGGUCAAUGAGCCCACUGGUUCAUAAUCAUAUGGCAAGCAUACCACAGACCAUGUCAUCAAUACCACAAUCUCUCCAUCACCCGGCACAAUCGUUGCAGGGGCAACACUCCAUUUCAGCCACUGUCACAAUGUCAGGAGGAGGUCCUGCUCAAGCAAUAGCUUCCCCCGGCCAUGCUUCAUCCAGGAGUCUUUCGGUGGAUGUUCCGUCCCCCUUUCCCGCGAAUGCCGAUAUACCUCAAACUUCGUGUCCAACAAACCAAGCUGCCCUGCCACACACCGCUCCAAUGCAAGGCCCUCAUCAGCCUCUAGCGAAGUAUGCCAACGCAUAUUCCUCCAGUGGAUUUGACAUGCUUGGUGUUUUGAUGCGCGUUGCGACGAGGCCCAGGCCCGAAAUCAACAUUGGUCCAGUGGAUUUGUCCUGCGCUUUUGUCGUGUGCGACAUCGAAAAAUUCGAUCUACCGAUUGUGUAUUGUUCCGAGAUGUUUGAGAGAUUAACAGGCUAUACAAAGCAUGAAAUCCUAGGUCGAAAUUGCCGUUUUCUACAGUCCCCUGAUGGCAAAGUACGGCCGGGUAUGAAGAGAAAAUACGUCGAUGACAGCUCAGUUCUGUAUCUCAAAAACCAAAUCAGUAAACGAGCAGAAGCCCAAUUGAGUCUGAUCAACUAUCGGAAAGGCGGACAACCGUUUAUGAAUCUCCUCACCAUGAUCCCGAUCCAAUUCGACUCGGACGAUUACAAGUUCUAUGUCGGGUUUCAGGUGGAUCUCGUCGAGCAACCGAACUCCGUCUCAGGCCGCAAUCCAGACGGUAGUUAUGCGAUCAACUACAAUAGAGGCUCACUCCCCGCAUACGCGCUGCCAGCGCCUCCCGAUCCAAGCCAGGCUCUACAAGAAAUUGGCCAGACAAUCCCCAGGGACGAAGUUUCCAAGGUAUUGAGUUCGAUUGGCCGGGGCGAGACCGACCUUUCGAGGCGCAUUUGGGACAAGAUCCUGUUGGAGAAUGCCGAUGACGUUGUGCACGUUCUUUCGUUGAAAGGCCUGUUCCUUUACUUGUCCCCUGCCAGUCGGAAGGUGUUGGAGUACGAUGCGAGCGAGCUUGUUGGCGUGGCUUUGUCGUCCGUAUGCCAUCCCAGUGAUAUUGUCCCAGUGACUCGAGAAUUGAAGGAUUCGUCGAAUGGUGCUCCGGUCAAUGUGGUGUACCGAAUCCGCCGGAAAUUCAGCGGCUAUACCUGGUUCGAGGCACACGGCGGGCUGCAUACCGAACAAGGGAAGGGGAAAAAAUGCAUCAUCCUUGUGGGGCGCGAGAGGCCAGUCUAUGCCCUUGAUCGUUCAGAACUCGCGGCGGAAGAAAACCUGGGAGAAAGCGAGCUGUGGUCUAAGAUCUCGACGUCGGGGAUGUUUUUGCACGUCUCGUCCACGUCCCGAGUCAUGUUGGACCGGAUGCCCGAGGACCUGGUGGGAACCAGCCUGCAGGCUCUGAUGCGACCGGACUCGAAGCGGGAAUUCUCGCGGGCACUUGAAGUGGCCCGAACGGGAGAGAAGGUAAAUUUCAAGCAUGACCUCCUGAACAGACGAGGCCAAGUUCUGCAUGCGCAGACCACUAUUUAUCCAGGCGAUGCUCGACCAGGGUUCAAGCCCACAUUUCUGCUGGCGCAGACGCGCUUGUUGAAACUGACCCGGACAGCCCUGCUCAACCAGAAAUCCCACAGUUCGUCAUCGACCUCGACUGUACAGACAUUUUUGGGAUCUGGGUUGUCUUCGGGUACAGGGACCAAUAGUUCAUCGACAUCUAUAUCGCCCGACGGCCAACCGCUGGCUGGCCAUGGCAACGCCGUGACACAAGCGGGUGGUCACGGUCUGACGCUAGGCAACCAGGACGAUGCCUUGAAUUCCGAAGAUAACCUGUUUGACGAGCUCAAGACGACGCGGAGUUCGAGUUGGCAAUUCGAACUCCGACAAAUGGAGCGCCAGAAUCGGAUAUUGGCCGAGGAGCUGCAGAUCUUGCUGAGUCGUAGGAAGAAGCGCAAGAGGAGAAAAGGGCUGGGACAGCUGGAAAAGGAUUGCGCCAACUGUCACACGCGGGUGACCCCCGAAUGGAGACGAGGUCCUAGUGGGAAACGUGACCUGUGUAACAGCUGUGGCCUUAGGUGGGCCAAACAGAACGGCCGAGUUUCUCCCAGGAAGACUAGCAGUGUCGCUCAGAGCGAGAAAGGUUCAAAGCCCGCCGUCCCCGCCCAGGCACCCGUCACGAACAAUGUCGAUGUUAAGGGGGGCAAAUCGCCAGCCACAGUCAACGGUACCAACCAGGAAGUAUCCUCUGGUGCGACUGGUCCUGCCACCACGGUUCCCAAGGACCAAGAGAAAGAUGACCGAGAUCCAUGGCGAGGGACAAUGCCUCCUAAGAUCGAAGAGGCUGAAGAACCCCCACAUCCAACGGUGUUGCCAACUUGAACAGACCCUCCCUCCAUUCUGAAAGGAGGAUUGUCCAAGUUUUCGCAGCUGGGCAGGACUUGAACUCACUUGAAAGGGCGUGAACUACCCACAGUCCAGCUUCGAUGAAUGUAUCGAGACACGAUGACCCGGGUGGGCGAGAGGGUCGAUCACUUCGUGUAUCACCAUACUGCCAUUUAUCAUCUCAAAGGGGUCCAUGAAUGUCCCGACAUCGACUGUCAUACGAACUACUUACGAUUUGUUCUCGUUCUCACAGGGCCGUGUCACCGAUUGUGCAACUUUGCAAGGGAUAUUGUGCGAUAACAGAUCUAAUCGGUCUCAGCAUAAAAUGAGAUGAGCACUGCUGGCUCGGUGCACAACCCGCGGCAAAUUGUUGCAGCUGCCUGGACAUUGAAAUAACGGCCUUUCGACGGAGCCGACACCGAAACCGAACCCUGUUGAGGCUUUUGCAGGGAUUCCCCUGAUGUGGCCCGGGUACAGCCACGUCUGGCUUUCAGAGAGUCCAAAUUGACGGAACACUUGCAUUCGCAUCUCAGUUUGUCUUUAGCGGUUGUCGCGAUCCCAACAGAAAGCCGUGCGAUACUAUUUCUGGCAAUAGGCAUGGAACUCAUGGUAUCUCGGGUGGUUCAUACUCACCCGAGCGCUGCCUUGGGAAGCCCAGAUCUCCUCCGGAGCGGUCCAGAAAGCCAUGUGAUAUACAUACAUGUGUGUCUUUUGUGUCCAUCUUACAAUGCAUGACGACAUGUUGAAGAAACUGGCCAUUAUCGAUGAAGAAGACAUGAGGUGUAUGCGAGUUUGCAUCAUGAGGUCGAGCUCGAGAAGUCUUUUUUUUUUCUUUGGAGGGCGAUGGUGCUUUCUGGAUGACAUGAUGGGAUUUUGGGGUUUAUGCAUAGUCUGGGUGUUUGCGCGGAUUGUCAGUUAUUCAGUCAUUAGGUACAGUUAACGACCACGCACACGACCACGGUUACGAAACAAAUAUGAGAAAGGGCAUGAAAUUUAUUCAGACGGCACGCUGCGAGGAUGAGACGGGUUCGGGCAGGAGGGGGCCUUGGAGCCGAGAGCUUAUUUGUCGUGUUUCUUUGUUCUCUCUUUGCUCUGUUCGACUCAGGGGAGGAUAUACCUUGGAACUUGUUCUUCCGUUGCAGUUUGAUGCAACGACGGGGUCGAGCUACGGUGUCUAUAUCUAAGCUACCUACCUCCUGCAUGCCCCGAGAUGGAUGAGGGCUGAGACCGGGGGCUGGACGAAGUCCAUUUAUCGAAUUGAUCAUAUAUUAUCCAUCGAUUCGGGUUGACAACUAUAUUUCGGACAUAUCCUCGAAGUUCCUGGCAUAUUCACUUGUGGGUGUAGUUGUCUAGAUUGUGGACAUAUGUGGAUAUAUUUCGAUAUACAGUAAGCACGUCGCGAGGAUCCUUACCUUUCUCUCUGGUCAUCGUCCCACCAUUCCACAUGCAGUGCAAACACAUUGUGUCUACCUAUAUACAAAUAUUGAAACAGUCGGA